GCAAUUAUGGCGCAAGAGAAGAUUCACAAGAACAUCAUCAAGAAGUUCAAGCGCGAAGUUAGAGCGCGGGCCCGAUGUCGCGAGGCAGCUAUAGCUCAUAUACGACGCCGGAUAGGACCAUGGCUCAGCAAGUAUCGACUGCACAGCAGAUCGCGGUGUCGCCGGCUAGACACGAGGAAGACCAAUGACUACUUUAAACCGAACACCUUAAGGAAUGAGCAAGAACCCACUGUUAUAGUUCUUAGCGACCGCGUUAUUGAUGAGUGCGAUGAGGCCAAAGAACAUGUUGACAGCCACAGUGGCUUCUGGUCAGCAUACUUUGACACAUUGUUCAGGGAGCAAGACACGCCUAGAGUGAUACAGGGUUCUACCAGCAAUAGGACAAGCUAA
Messenger RNA from Verruconis gallopava, 390 nucleotides. RefSeq lists its product as uncharacterized. The coding region runs from base 7 to 390 and encodes 127 amino acids. NCBI's taxonomy places the organism in Eukaryota, Fungi, Ascomycota, Dothideomycetes, Venturiales, Sympoventuriaceae. The record is from RefSeq and is a predicted model, not a curated record. The transcript has 2 exons.